Sardina pilchardus (European sardine) is the source of this 11257-nucleotide messenger RNA. It is a transcript of the gene ep400, whose product is annotated as E1A binding protein p400. The transcript is spliced from 53 exons. Gene Ontology annotation, biological process: DNA repair. The coding region runs from base 202 to 9603 and encodes 3133 amino acids. Gene Ontology annotation, cellular component: NuA4 histone acetyltransferase complex; Swr1 complex. Gene Ontology annotation, molecular function: ATP binding; chromatin binding; ATP-dependent chromatin remodeler activity. The record is from RefSeq and is a predicted model, not a curated record. Lineage: Eukaryota; Metazoa; Chordata; Actinopteri; Clupeiformes; Clupeidae.
ACUAAGGUGGCUACCGCCAUGUUUCUGAAUGGAAUAUCUGUGGAGCAUUUAUUGCAUUUUUAAGACAUUAUAGUCAUUGUAGAAUUACUUACCUGUAACUGUCGGUUGUAAAGUGAACCGUAAUUUUCAGUGUUUAUGUAACGCGCGCAGAAGUGGAAUUUGUAGCAGACUACUCCUUCAACAUAACUACAGAACUGCGCAAUGCACCAUGGAGGAGGACCACCAAAUGUCCAGCGGCAACUACAGCGAUCGAAACCCACGGCCAGCUCAGAGGCUGAGGAACAGCAGCAACAGCCCCUUGCGGUUACCCAGCAACAGCAAGCCGCCGGCAACCACCCCCAGUCGCCGGUGACUUCGUUCACUUCCACGGCGGCGGCGAGUCCCUCAGCCCCGCAGUCUCCCAAUUACCAGAUCAUCAUGAGCCGCAGUCCGGUGACGGGCCAGAACAUGAACAUCACCCUGCAGAACGUGGGUCAGAUGAUGACGGCUGCGGGCAACCAGCAGAUCACCCUCACGCCCCUGCCCCUGCAGAACCCCGCGUCGCCGGGCUUCCAGCACCAGGCUCCGCAGUGGCGCUUCGAGGGCACCUCCUCCUACAUCCAGGUGACCUCGCCGCUGCCCCAGACCAUCCAGCCCCAGAGCCCCACGCAGCACAGCCCCGUGUCCCUGCAGGCCGUGCCCCGGCCUGGAGCCCCGGCGGCCACCGCCGCCACGCUGGGGGUGUGCGGGCAGAGCCCGACGCGGUUCGUGGACGCCGGCAUGCUGGUCCGCCAGAUCAGCCUCGGGAGCCCGAACGCGAGCGGGCACUUUGUCUACCAGGACGGCACCGUGCUGGCCACGCCCACCACGGCGGGCCAAGUCCAGCUGGCGUCGCCUGGCGCAGCCGGGACAGCACACGAGAGGAGGCUCUCCCAGCCCCAUUCUCAGACUGGAGGCACCAUCCACCACCUGGGGCCUCAGAGCCCCGUGACCCCCGGCUCUGCUCUCCAGACCUUGGGCAGCCCGGGUCACAUCACCACCUCCAACCUGCCCCCGCAAAUCAGCAGCAUCAUCCAGGGCCAGCUGGCGGCGCGCCCCAUGAUCUUCGAGAAGCCCGCUCAGGGCGUGGUGGCAGCUGGGGGUACCCCGUUCGGGGUGCCAGCCCCCAUGCCCCCCUCCAGCCCGUCUCGCUCCAACCCCUCGCAGGGUCUCCCCAGCAUGCCCCUCACGCCCACGGGAGCCAUGAAGAAGUCGGCGGCCAGGAAGCUGGAGGAGAUCGCGCCAGCCACCCCCGAGGUGGCCCAGCUGAGGAAACAGUGCGUGGAGCACCACGGCAAGAAGAUGGACGGCCUGAAGGAGGUCUUCAAGGAGUACCUGAUCGAGCUGUUCUUCCUCCAGCACCUGCAGGGCAACAUGAUGGACUACCUGGCCUUCAAGAAGAAGCCGUGUGUCCCCCUCUUCACUUACCUGAGACAGAACGACCUUGACCUAGAGGACGAGGAGGACGAGGAGGAGCAGUCUGAGGUUAUCAACGACGAGGUGAAGGUCGUGACCGGAAAGGACGGACAGACAGGGACUCCAGUUGCCAUAGCGAAGCAGCUCCCGCCCAACGUAUCGGCUGCCUUCUCUGCUCAACCACAGCAGUUCCAGGUACACCAGGGGAUGGCAGGAGGCGGCAUGUCCAACCCCAUCGACAUCGACGGCUUAAAAAGGCAACAGGCCAUGGGCCAAGCAGGCGGCAUGCCCCCUAACCCCCAGACGGUGCAGAUCGCCGGCCAGAAGCCCAACCAGCCGCAGUACGACCCGUCCAAGGGCCCUCCCGUGCAGAACGCCGCCAGCCUCCACACGCCGCCGCCCCAGCUGCCGGGCCGCCCCCCCCAGAUGGGCCUCCCCAUGGCGCUGGCCCUGUCUCAGCAGCAGCAGCAGCAGAUGGUCCUGGAGGCCCAGGCGCAGUCUGGCGCCGCCCUGCAGGGCCAGAUGAAGGUGCAGGGGCUGCAGGCGGCCGGGGCGGUGCUGGCGGCAGUGAACCCGCACACGCAGCUCCAGCAGCAGCUCCAGCAGCAGAUGCAGCAGCAGGGCCUGCACAUCCAGCUCCAGCAGCAGAUCCAGCAGCCGCAGGGCAUGCUGCAGCCUGGACAAGCGACGGUGACUCUUGUACGUCCAGUGACCGACCCAACGCAGGCUGGCGGCCAGCGUCUGAUGGCCAACUCCCUGCAGGGCUCCUCCCUCUCCCCCGCCCCCCUCUCCACGCCCGGCUCCCUGUCCUCCCCCCUCGCCUCCUCUGGGAUUCGCCCCGCCAACGCCCUGUCCAACCCCGGCCAAUCCAAGCUGGCCACUGCCAACGGGACGUCCGCGCUCAAGAUCUCCGCCGGGGCCCAGGGCUCCGCUGGCCAGUCGUCCCAGGAGAACUCCCAGGACAAACAAGCAGAGCAGGCCAAACUGGAGAGCCAGGUGCACCAGCGCAUCGCAGAGCUGCGUAAAGAGGGCCAGUGGUCGGCCAGCCGGCUGCCCAAGCUGCAGGAGGCGUCACGGCCCAAGUCCCACUGGGACUACCUGCUGGAGGAGAUGCAGUGGAUGGCCGCAGACUUUGCCCAAGAGAGGCGAUGGAAGAUGGCUGCCGCCAAGAAGCUGGUGCGCACGUGUGCCCGUUACCAUGACGAGCAACGGAAGACGGAGGAGCGAGUGAAGAGGGAGGAGGAGCUCCGACUUCGGCACAUCGCCGGCGCCAUCGCCCGGGAGGUGGAGUUCUUCUGGUCCAACAUCGAACAGGUGGUGGAGAUCAAACUGCGCUUUGAGAUCUAUGAGAAACAGCAAAAGGCCCUUCGGCUGCAGAAAAAGAGUAGCAAAGGACAAAGCGCGAAAGUGACACCUUCACCGAAAGAGGAUGAGGAGAAGAAGAAGGAGGCCCCAGCUGAGCAGCGAUCUUCAGGCCGAAAGAGAAAGACCAGCUCCUCCUUGACUGAUGAAGAAGUGGAAGAUGAAGAGAGCACCAUAGAGGAACAAGAGGCCAUGGAGGUGGAAGCUGACCAGAAGACCGAGUUGGAAGACCUCACCAAGGAUGCUGAGGUGCCUCUGGAUACUCUGGUGAAGCAGUAUGCCGGAGCGUAUGCAGAAGACUUUGAGUGGCCGCAUCCUCCCUCCCACAGUGAGGAUGAGGAGAAAGAGGACGUCGAAGAGAUGGAGGCGCCCCUGGGCAGCCCCCACGAGGCCGUGCUGAUCGACUCGCUGCUGAGCAUGGAGCAGUUCCGGGGUUCCGAGAGCAGCUCGUCCUCCGCCGCCGACGGCAACAAACCUCCCAAGGACAUCGCCGAGGUGGCCUCCGCCACGGAGCUCAUCCUGCCCAAAGGCCAGGCCAAAACCAGCUGCUCGCGGUUCCAGACGCCGUCCCUGCUGCACGGCUCGCUGAGGGACUACCAGCAGGUGGGGGUGGACUGGCUGGCCAGCCUGCACAGGAAGCACCUGAACGGGAUCCUGGCGGACGAGGCCGGCCUGGGCAAGACGGUGCAGACCAUGGCCUACAUGGCCCACCUGGCCUGCAAUGAGGGUAUCUGGGGCCCUCAUCUGGUGGUGGUGCGCAGCAGUAAGCUGCUGAGCUGGGAGAUGGAGUUCAAGCGCUGGUGCCCCGGCCUGAAGAUCCUGCUCUACCUGGGCAGCCCCCGCGAGCGCAGAUACACCAGAACGUGGUGGUCGGAGGUGAACAGCUUCCACGUGUGCAUCACUUCCUACAAGCUGCUGAUGAAGGACCAGAGCCACUUCCUGCGGCGGCGCUGGAGCCACCUGGUGCUGGACGAGGUGCAGCUGCUCAAGAGCAUGAGCGAGAAGCACUGGGACACCAUCUUCACCAUCAAGAGCCAGCAGAGGAUCCUGCUGAUCAACAGCCCUCUGCAGAACACGCUGAGGGAGCUGUGGACCAUGAUCCACUUCCUGCUGCCCGGCAUCACCAGGUCCUACGCAGACUUCCCCGUCAAGGCCGGCACCGACCAGAACCAGGACUACUGUCACAAGCUCGUCAUCCGACUCCACAGGAUGAUCCAGCCGUUCAUCCUGCGGCGCUCCAAGCGAGAGGUGGAGAAGCAGCUGCCCAAGAAGUACGAGCACAUCCUCAAGUGUCGCCUGUCCGUGCGACAGAAGAGCUUAUACGAGGACGUCCUCACCCAGCCUAGUGCUCAGGAGGCGCUGAAGACGGGCCACUUUGUGAGCGUGCUGCAGGUGCUGAUGCAGCUCCAGCGGAUCUGUAACCACCCGGACCUGCUCCAGACGCGGGACACGCGCAGCUCCUACACCUGCCAGCCGCUGGUCUACAGCACCCCCUCUCUGCUGCUCCACGCACUGCAGCGGGACCAGCGCGAGAGCUUGGACUUGUCCUUGUUUGACUUGAUCAACAAUGAGACCAAGCUGAGUCGCUAUGAGACGGAGGAGGUCAUCCCCAAGCUGAAGGUGACCCGGCAGCUUAUCGAGGAGAUCCACAGCGCCCCAGAACCGGCCGCCAGACCGAAAGCCUGCAAGAUCAAGCCCAUGAAGUUGUUCCAGCCCGUGCAGUAUGGCACCAAGCCCGAGGGCCGCCUGGUAGCCCUGACCAGCACCAGCCCGACCCAGCGGCCCACGGCCAGCACGGCCGCCCCCACCACCACCGCCGCCGUUACCGCCACCUCCGCACCCACGGCCCAGGCCAGGGGCAAGUCACCGGUCACUACUACUGCCUCCACACAGGCGGUUCAGAUGGCCUCCUCCUCUUCCUCCUCUGCCCCUCCAGCGGGGCCGGGGGUCGUCCCCCACCCCGCCCCCCUCCCCACGGCCGCUGUCCCUCCCCGGGCGAUCGCGCCCCCUCAGGCCCUGCAGCCGGGCCUGGUCUCCCAGAGGCUGGUCCUCAGCUCCCAGGCCCAGGCACGCCUGCCUAGUGGAGACGUGGUCAAGAUUGCCCAGCUGGCGACUCUGGCGGGUGCCGGUGGUGCCGCGGGCGGUCCGGGGCGCGUGGCUCAGCCGGAGACGCCCGUCACGCUGCAGUUCCAGGGCAACAAGUUCACGCUCUCGCCCAGCCAGCUGCGCCAGCUCACCACCGGCCAACCCCUGCAGCUGCAAGGCACCCUGGGUAACAUCCUGCAGAUCGUCUCGGCUCCGGGCCAGCCGUUGCUGCGGCCGCAGGGCUCCAUGGUGAUGCAGACGGUAGCCACUCAGCCGGUGGCCGUGCCCAAUGCCACCCCGGGCACCCCUCCGCCCGCCUCCACCACCCCCGCCGCUGCUGCUGCUGCCGCCGCCACCUCCUCCACCACCACACACCCAGCAACAGGUACCCUCUCGUCCACCACUAAUGCCACCAACUCUGCCCCUCCAGACACUGCAGCCAAUGGCAAGACCCCUACCUCCACGCAAGCCAUGCAACAGGAGUCGAGCGAGGAGCGCCUGCAGCUCUCCCGCGAGCGCCUCACCCGCCUGCUGUCCGUCAACGAGCGCCGCUGCUCGCGCGCGGUGCUGUACGGCCGCGACCUCCUGCAGGCCUGCUCGGCGCUCUCCCACCACCACCGCCGGCCCACGCACACCGCCGCCGUCUCCGCCUCCGUGGCGCCGCCCCGGUGGAGCUGGGUGGGCAGCGCGGGGUGCCAGAGGGCCCGCCAGACCUGCGUGGGCACCGUGGAGCCCCUGCGCUCCGCCCUGCUGUCCCGCACGGAGCGCCAGGAGGCCGGAGAGGACGUCCGCAGAAGGUUCUCCUGCGUGGUUCCUGCUGCUGUAGCCCCUCCCCCACAGAUGUACGCAGCCAAUCCGCCGGCUCCCUACAGCCUGGAGCAGAAGUCCCUGACGCGUCGUCUCCAGGAGGCCGCUGCGGCCCACUCCUCGGACAUCCGCCGGGCGGCCGCUGUGCCCCUGGUGUGUCUGCCCGACCGGCGGGCCCUGGAGGUGGACUCAGGUAAGCUGGAGGCGUUGGCCAUCCUGUUACUCAAGUUGCGGGCGGAGAACCGGCGCGUGCUGAUCUUCACCCAGAUGCUGCGCAUGCUGGACCUCCUGGAGGCCUUCCUGGACCACCGCCACCUCACCUACGUGCGCGUGGACGAGAGCCUGAGCAGCGAGGAGCGACAGGAGCAGGUGAAGAGCUUCAACCGGAACCGGCAGGUGUUCUGCACCAUCCUGACCAACCGCUGCUGCUCGGCCGUGGGGCCCGUGCUGGACGCCGACACCGUGGUGUUCUACGACACCGACCUGAACCCCAGCAUGGACGCCCGCACCCAGGAGUGGUGCGACAAGAUCGGCCGCUCCAAAGACAUCCACAUCUACAGAUUGGAGAGUGGGAACUCCAUAGAGGAGAAGCUGCUGAAGAGCGGCACCAAGGAGCUGAUCAGAGAGGUGGCAGCCCAGGGCACAGACUACACCCUGGCCUUCCUCACCCAGCGGACCAUCCAGGACCUGUUUGAGGUGGAGGCGGGCUCGGGGGAGAAGGUGGAGGAGUUUGUGGUGCUGCACCAGGAGCCGUCCCCGUCGGAGGCCAUCUCCCCGCGCGUGGCGCGCCCCUACAUCCAGGCCCUCAACCACAUCAGCCUGGAGCCCUCGCUCGCCGGCGCCGAGGAGGAAGAGGGGGCGGAGGAGGACGAGCUGGAGGAGAAGAAAGAAGCACAGCAGCAGGAGGAGGUGAAGAAGGAGGGAGCAGAGGAGCUAGAGGAGGAGGUGAAGGAGGACGCCCUGCAGCUGGAGGAGCUCACCGCGGUCAUGGAGCAGCUGACGCCCAUAGAGAAGUACGCCCUGCACUACCUGGAGUAUCUGCACUGCAGGGAGGACGAGAAGAUGGCCCAGGAGCGUAUCGAGAGUGCCAAGCAUGGCUGGGAGCUGGAGCAGCAGCAGAGGCUGAAGGUGGAGCAGGAGGAGCAGCUGAUCAUGGAGGAGGAGGAGAACCUCUUCACCUACACCAGAGAGGACGCCUACAACAUGGAGUAUGUGUUUGAACACGAAGACGGUCAGACGGAAAUCAUGCCACUGUGGACGCCACCGACGCCCCCGCAGGACGAUAACGACAUCUACAUCGACUCGGUCAUCUGCCUGAUGUACGACACGGCGCCCAUGCCAGAGUCCAAACUCCCACCUGUGUACGUGCGCAAGGAGCACAAGAGACUCAAGAUGGACCCAUCUGCGGUGGGCCGUAAGAAGAAGAAGGGCCACGGCGAGGCGGUCAUCCCGCCGCGCUCCCUCUUCGACAAGGCCAGCAUGCUGAAGAUGCGGCGCGAGGGCAAGGAGCAGCAGAAGAAGAACUUCUCGCUCAAGCAGCCCUUCCCCAAGCCGCUGCCCGCCCUGGUCAAACCAGCCGCCGAGGCCGGACAGGACAACCCAGAGUGGCUCAUCAGCGAGGACUGGGCACUGCUACAGGCUGUGAAGCAGCUGCUAGAGCUGCCGCUGAACCUGACCAUCGUGUCCCCGGCGCACACCCCCAACUGGGACCUGGUGAGCGACGUGGUCAACUCCUGCAGCCGCAUCUACCGCUCGCCCAAGCAGUGCCGCAGCCGCUACGAGAACGUCCUCAUCCCCCGCGAGGAGGGCAAGUUGAUGUACGAGGCUAAUCCCAAGAAGAAGACCAAGAGCAUUUAUAAGUCCAAGAACAGCCGUCCUCUGCGUACGUGCCAGAUCUACACGCAGGACGACAACGCCACCCACAUGCAGCUGUACAGCAGCCGCUUUGAGCUCAUGAAGAUCAUCGCCAGCAAGAGGAGCCCCCCAAUCAAACCACUACUGGGUAUGAAUCCAUUCCAGAAGAACCCCAAACAUGCCUCUGUCCUGGCAGAGAGUGGGAUCAGCUACGACAAGCCACUGCCCCCAAUCCAGGUGGCCUCACAGCGAGCCGAGCGAAUCGCCAAGGAGAAGAAGGCCCUCGCUGAGCAGCAGCGGGCCCAGCAGUUAGCGCAGCAGGCGGCGGCGGCGGCCGGAGGCCCCCAGGCGGGGGUGGUGCAGCCCCAGGCGCAGGCGGCCGGCCAGGUGCAGGCAGCGGGAGUCCCUCCGCAGGCCGCCGUGGCUGGAGCGGCCGCCGUGCCCAACACCGCCGUGCUGGCCGGAGCUAUGAAAACCGCUGGACCUGCAAGCAUUACAUCAGCUACAGUUGCGGGGAAUGUGAUCGUGAACACCGUGGCUGGAGUUCCCGCCGGGCAGUUCCAGGCCAACAAGCGCUUGGCCUCCCCAGUCAUCCCGGGACCUCUGUCUGCGGCAGGUACGGCCACAGCUCAGGUGGUGCACGCGCAGCAGAGAGCCGUCCCCACCGCAGCCGCCCCCGCAGAGGUCGCCGCCAUAGCAACCGGCCACGUGGUCCGAGCGGUCACCCCAGUCACGGCCGCCGCCGUCGUGUCGACCAACCUCACCCCGGCCCAAUCACAGACCCGCUCGCUGGUCACUCCAGCUGGUGCAGGGAUGCAGCUGCCUCAGGGGAAGUCCAUCACUCAGGCUCAUCUGCAGAUCCUCCGGCAGCAGCAGCUCCAGCAACAGCAGCAGGCCGGCUCGCCUCAGAUCAAAGCAGUGGGCAAACCACAACAGGCUGAGCUGCUGAAGCUGCAGAAGCAGAAGCUCCAGUUGGCUCAGCAGCAGCAGCAGCAGCAGCAGGUGGCAGCAGCGGUAGCGGCGGCAGCUGCCCAGGGUGCCCAGCCUGGCACUGCCCAGCAGCAGGCCCAGCAGGUGCAGGCCGCCCCCUCCGCCGCCCAGGCCAACCCCCAGCUGGCGGCCGUCGCCGCGCCCAGACCCGGGGCAGUGCUGACGGGCACCGUGGCCAACCUGCAGGUGGCACGCCUGACGCGUGUGCCCGCCCAGGGGCAGCUGCCAGCGCAGGCGGCCCAGACGGCGCAGGUGGCGCUCUCCAAGCCCGUGGUGUCCGUGCCCGCCGUGGUGUCCUCCGCUGGGGUCACCACCCUGCCCGUCACCGUGGCUGGCAUCAGUGUGGCCAUCGGACAGGCGCAGAAAGCAGGUGGCCAGGUGGUGACUCACCCGUUCCAGGUGCAGCAGGUUCAGCAGCUCCUGCGUCAGAAGCAGCAGCAGGCCGCCGCCCAAGCAGCCGCCGCAGCCCAGCAGAAGGCAGCGCAGCCCCAGCAGAGCACCGCCAACGUCCAGCAGAAGUUGGCCACGGGGCAGGCCGCCCAGGCGACCCAGCAGCAACAGAAGGUGGCGUAUGCUGCCACCACGCAGCUCCAGCAGCCAAUCAAGACGCAGUACUACACCACCAUCGCCCAGCCCCAGAAGAGUCCUGCCACACAGCAGAUACAGGUUGCUAAGCUACCCCAGAUAGUACAGCAAACCACAGUAGCCAAUAUCCAGCAAAUAGUGUCCUCUCCCCAGCAGAUCCAGGCACAGCCCCAGGCGGUGAGCUUGCCCCAGGCUGCAGGUGCGGCAGGCGGCUCGGCGGUCCAGGUGAUCCCGGCCGCCUCUGCCGCCGCCCAGGUGGUCCAGCAGAAGCUCCUGCAGCAGCAGGUCGUCGCGGCGACCGCCUCCGCCUCGCCGCAGAUGCAGACCCCGCCCCAGCAGCAGGGCGUUGCCGCGGCGGCCCAGGCCGUUGCCGCGGCGACCGAGACCCCCGCCGCCCAGGCGUCACCGGCCCAGGGCAAAGGUCAAGGUCGUGGAGGGUCGGCCGUGCGCUCCAAGGCCCCCGCCAAGCCCAGCGGAGGCAGCUAGAGGAACGCCCUUCGUCCUCCUCAUCCUCUCUCUCAUCUGCGUCAGGGGAGCAGAUCUCCAAGCAGGAGUGUGAAGACACACACACACACACACACACACAUACACACACACACGGUCAGGCUGGCAGGUGGACCACUCGGACACAGUGGACCUACAGACAGGUCUCUGGUCCAUCUGAGAACUAACACACACACACACACACACACACACACACACACACACGUGUGCACAAACACACAUAUUCCAGUAGUAGGGAUACAUGUGCUCAUGGACCAUUCACCUGGUCAACCAGACAGACUCAACCGGCCUUCCCAGUCUUUGUGUUGUCCUGGGUGCAGUAGUGUGUGGAGUACACACACACGCACACACACACACACACACACACACACACACACACACACUUUUUUUUUUCUUCAGCCUCACUCUGUGUUUUCCUGAAGUAUCUUUGUGUGCAUAAUUCAGCAGUCAGGACCUUCCUUCCAAUGGCCCCCUCUCAUUUUCUAGUGUGUGUGUGUGUGUGCGCGCGUGUGUGGCAGUGUGUACACACUCCCGUCAGAUCAAAGCGCUCCCAGUGAUCACGUGGAGGUGCGGCUGGGGCUCCGCCCUCUCAGACCCCCUGGGACGACUCUACUCGUUAGUGUGGCUCAUCUCGCCCUUCAUGGACUACUCGUAUAUCUGCAUGCAACAACAACAACAACAGCAACAACAACGACAACGAAAAAGGAAAAAAAGAAAGAGAAUGUCAUGGAAGCUUCUAGAAAGUCUCUCAAAGCUGGCACAGUGACACCUUGCUGCCCUGUUACACUUCUGUGUUUUUGUUGAUCAUUUUCUAUACUCGGAUUUAAAAAAAGAUAAUCAUCCCGCUUUUUUUUUUUUUUUUUUUGUAAUAAAGGCUCCACCACCAGGAACAGGUGUGGUGUAAUUUGAUGUAGCAGAAGAAGCGUUCCCCUUCCCUAAAUAUGUAAUAUAUAUAAUUCCUUAUUGAUUAUUGUCGUGUGGUCAGUGUAAUAUAGAGGAUUGUGAUUUAGUACGUCUCGCAGAAGGCUAGGUGCUAACGCUAGCUUUGAGAGACUACGGACGAUGACCGCGGUGUGUUCACGUCGGCAUACCUCAGAAUGUGUUUUUUUGUUUUGUUUUGUUUUUUUCCCCCUACUUAUUCCUCCCACGGUCGGUGGGAGUCUGAUCUGUUGAGGGAUGUCAGAAUGGGGUCUUGCCUUGCUGAUAAUCUGUUAUAGUGGUUGUACUAUAAUCAUACAUCGCAUCACCAGCUUGUACGUACAGUAAGAGAAACUGGAUUAGAAAAUAUUGCUUGUUUUGUUUUCAUAAUGUUGACCGUUCAUCAAUGACUUUCUCCCUUUAAAUAUCCGCCAUGAUGCUUUUUUUUAUUUUAUAUGUAUCUGAUGUGACACUGUAAACUUGUAUGUAAACAUUCUUCAGUGUAUGGUUUCCAUUCUAUGUCCUUUUUAAAAGCAGUUGAUAUGUGUAUGAGUGUGUGUGUGUGUAUACGUGCGCAUGUGUGUAGGUGUGGGCAAGGCAGACAUGUAAAUAAUGAUGGCAAAACAAAAAAUCAUUUGUACAUGUAAAGUAGUUGUGUUUUCAUUGGAGUUUUUUUCAGCCAAACUGUAUAAAGUGUUUUCAUUUUUAUACACAGACA